This is a messenger RNA of Colletotrichum destructivum, 1349 nucleotides long. Its product is annotated as Putative serine hydrolase FSH, alpha/Beta hydrolase. Gene Ontology annotation, cellular component: nucleus; cytoplasm. Gene Ontology annotation, molecular function: hydrolase activity. The coding region runs from base 329 to 1264 and encodes 311 amino acids. The transcript has 2 exons. NCBI's taxonomy places the organism in Eukaryota, Fungi, Ascomycota, Sordariomycetes, Glomerellales, Glomerellaceae. The record is from RefSeq and is a predicted model, not a curated record. Gene Ontology annotation, biological process: secondary metabolic process.
GGGAACGCAUAUCACGUGACUAUGAAAGCCACAAUGACCAUGGCCGGGAACAAGUUGAAAAUUACCGCUCCCCCAGAGACCCUCAAACUUGCAAAUGGCCCCCGAAUCUGGCGGCAUUGGAUUUCCGUUGGAUGCUGCAGUCAUUUUUUUCGGCAGGCUCCUUAACGCCGCAUCCCGUCGCCACCUUGGUUUCGGCGAAGAGUGAAUGUGGAUUCCGCCCGAUCGCCGGAAUCCACACCUCGCUCACACUCGACACGUCUAACCUCACUUUCACGCCCUUGCAUUGACAACAUAAGAUACUAAAUCACACACACACACACACAUUCACAUGAGACUCGCGCUCUUCGUUCGAAACAAUAUAACAUCUUCUUCUGCUGCAGGAUUCCGCUCGGCCCCCCAAGGAUUCAAGUCUCAACCCCAAUUCCGUCGUCACAUCUUCGUCACCCGCACAAUGUCAACGACUAACGGUUCGGCGCCAAACGGCGCGGCGGCGAAAAAUCCCAACGGGAAGCAGGAGAUCAAGAUCCUCAUGCUUCAUGGAUACACCCAGUCGGGCCCCCUCUUCCGCUCAAAGACCCGCGCCCUCGAGAAGCUCAUCGCAAAGUCCCUGGGCCCCUUCAACAUCGCCCCCACGCUCACCUACCCCACGGGCCCCUCCAAGCUCUCCCCGCGCGACAUCCCCGGCUUCGUCCCGGACGAGUCGGGCGGGGACCAGGACCAGGACAUCGACGCCUGGUCCUGGUGGCGCAAGGACGAGGCCUCGGGCUCCUACCGCUUCCUCGCCGAGGGAGUCUCCGCCGUCGCCGACGCCGUCCGCGAGGCCGGCGGCGAUGUCGACGGCGUGCUGGGCUUCAGCCAGGGCGGCGCCUUCGCCGCCCUGCUGGCCGCCAUGCUCGAGACGCCGCACCGUGAUGAGGCGAAAAUCCCAGAGGACCUGCGGGCCGCGGUGCGCGCGCUGCGGGAGGCCAACGGCGGCCGGCCGUUUAAGUUCGCCGUCAUCUACUCGGGCUUCUUCGCGCCGCCCGACGAGCUGCGGUGGGCCUACGAGCCCCGGAUCAAGACGCCCACGCUGCACUUCCUCGGCAGCCUCGACACUGUCGUAGAGGAGUCGCGGAGCCGGGGGUUGGUCGACAGGUGCGAGGACCCGUUGGUGGUCGUCCACCCCGGCGGCCACUACGUGCCCAUCACCAAGGAGUGGGCGAUGCCGCUGAUCGGCUUCAUUAAGAAGAUCGCCGAUGAGGAGAAGGCGAAGAGCAACAUCUAAGAAGCACACACGGUACGGCAUAUUAUGAGUAGACGAUCCAGACAAUUCCGGUAUAGACAGUGAGGGACUUUAUAGAGCACAGGUU